Schistocerca cancellata (South American locust) is the source of this 1071-nucleotide messenger RNA. RefSeq names its product lipid storage droplets surface-binding protein 2-like. The coding region runs from base 156 to 962 and encodes 268 amino acids. The transcript is spliced from 3 exons. Lineage: Eukaryota; Metazoa; Arthropoda; Insecta; Orthoptera; Acrididae. Gene Ontology annotation, biological process: positive regulation of triglyceride storage; lipid storage. The record is from RefSeq and is a predicted model, not a curated record. Gene Ontology annotation, cellular component: lipid droplet; cytosol.
AAAGUGGAACUAGUCGUGUUCAACACUUGCAGCUUUGUGUUGUGGCUUUUCGUUAGUGUCGUUUCUGGUAAGCUGGUGGUGGUUGAAGUCGCAUUUUGAUUAUCGUACGUAUCCGUGCCGUGUACUGUAAUUUACUUUUAAAGGAAGGGAUUACAAUGGCCGAAGCGCAGAAUAUGUCUGUAGCACCGAGACUGGAAUGCGUCGACAGAGUUAGGACGCUCCCUGUUGUUGAAAUGGCGUUGAAUCAAUCUGCUGAUAUGUAUAACAGGGUUAAAGGAUCUAAUAGUGUCAUUAACUGGACAUUAUCUACUGCUGAAGCAACAGUGAAUAAGGCAAUGGAACAUGCUGCUCCAUUGGCGAAGAAACUGGAACAACCCAUUCAAAUGGUUGAUGGAACGCUAUGCAAAGGACUUUCGCUGGUGGAAGAAAGAUUACCAAUUAUCAAAGAACAGCCGCAACAGAUAUAUGAAACAACAAAGAACUAUGUUGCUGCAACUUUACGGCCAACCUGCAGCAAAGUGUCAACAGUGAAGGAUGCUGGUGUGCAGAAAGCAAAGAGCCUGAAAGAGCUCAGCUGGAACAAGGCAAAUGAGUUGUUGAGCACAAAGUAUGGCCUUGCUGCUGUCACAACUGUUGACAGCACUGCAGCAGUAGCGGAAAAAUACUUGGACUACUAUUUCCCACCUGGUGAAGAUGAGAAGCAAGCAGUUCCAGUUUCCUCUAAAGAAGACAAGGUUGCUCAUACUGUUAGUACAGUGGGCCGUUUAUCCAGUAAACUUGCACAACGUGUAUACAGUACACUUGUAAAACAAGUUCAGAAUCUGAACAGAGAAAAUGUACAAGAGUAUAUAGCUUCAUUGAUAGCUGUUGUACAACUUACAAAUUAUAUAAAUGCAUAUCUUAAACCAGCUGAAGUAAAAUCGGAACAAGAGAAACCAGAGAGCCAAGAUGUUUCUUCAUGAAGGAAGUGUAGAAAAUUGUAUAAAAUUUGCAUGUUAAGACUGAACAUAUUAUUUAACAAUAUUUCAUUAUUUAUGUAAUUUUAUGGUUAUUAAAAAUUUUGCAAGAAAA